GAAAGAAUUUUUCUAUGCCAGUCAAUAACUUCUUCAUAUAGGGGUUAGGUUUUUUCAACUAGAACACGCACUGCAUAUACGUAACCAGCAAUGCAACGACUCCCUGUCAUCAGCUCCACUUCUUCACUCGGGAAGACCGAAGAAACUAUUUAUGCAUCACAAAUUCACUUCCUUCUCCAACAGGAAAAAUCCAUCAAUGGCUAAAGCUCUCUUAUUCACCUCCAACUCACUCAAGGCAACAGUCUGCCUCUUUUUCGUCGUCAUCGGUCUGAAAUGUGGUCACUCAGCAAGAAUCCUUGACGAAGUGGAUCCACAACCCCCCGUUAUUGAUGACAUACCCCACCAACCCACUCUUCCUAGUGGCCGAUUUCCAGCCAUCGUCCCCACGGCCACGCGGGAGGACGAUGCUGACCCACCACUCCCGGAAGAAGCUGAAGCCCCAACUGUAAUUAUGGCAUCUGGCACAGAAACCCCACCUUUGUCCUUCUUCAUGCAUGAUAUCCUAGGCGGAUCCCACCCAUCAGCCAGAGUAGUAACCGGGAUCAUUGCCCAAACAGAAAUCAACGGCAUACCUUUCUCCAAGUUAAACGACAACAUCUUCUCGGUCCUCGGGGGGACCCCACUUUUCAACCCGAACAACCUUAUAACCCAAAACAAUGUGCCUUUCUUAACUGGCCUAAACGGCGCCCAACCCAACACUGUUUUACAAAACACCGGCAACGACCACGUUUUUGCCAAUGACAAGAACCAACCUUUUGUCUCCGCCGGGCAGCUUCCACCGGGAUCCUCCCUUCAGAAGCUGAUGUUCGGCACAGUAACCGUGAUCGACGAUGAAUUAACGGAAGGGCAUGAGCUGGGAUCAGGUGUAGUUGGCAGAGCUCAAGGGUUUUACUUAGCCAGCUCUCUGGAUGGUACCAGUCAAACCAUUGCAUUGACGGCUUUGUUGCAUGGAGGUGAACAUAAUCAUGAAUAUGAGGAUAGCAUUAGCUUCUUCGGGGUGCAUCGAACGGCGUCGCCUGAGUCACAGAUUGCGGUGGUUGGUGGGACUGGAAAGUAUGAGAAUGCUAAAGGGUAUGCGACGGUGGAAACAAUUCAUCAAGAAGAUCAGCAUACAACGGACGGUGUUGAUAUGAUUGUCAAGUUUAGUGUUCAUAUUACAGAGUAAUUUGUUUGUUAUAGUGUUUAAAUUAAGAUCUGAAAUUGAGUGAUAAUUGAUCAAAAGUCUUGUUGUAUCAAUCCUGUUGUGGUUAAUAUAUAGUUGGAAUCCUCUUAUUCCCCUUUCAGAUAUGAAGUAUCAAUUUAGGGCA
Molecule: messenger RNA, 1307 nt
Organism: Mangifera indica (mango)
Lineage: Eukaryota; Viridiplantae; Streptophyta; Magnoliopsida; Sapindales; Anacardiaceae
Product: dirigent protein 9-like
Exons: 1
Coding region: 152-1165 (337 amino acids)
Source: RefSeq, a predicted model, not a curated record